AUUUAAAAAAUGAUAAAGAAAUAUAAAUUGCGGUGCUAUUAAAGCAUUAAGGAAAAAAAUAAUUUCACAAAAUUGACCACGAUCGUGUCCGGUACUGUACUCAAGCAUAUCUGCUGCACUGAUGCUGCGAUUGCGCCAAAACCAAAUUUGAGCAAGAUGGCGACACAAGAAGAUUACCUUGUUGUAUACUUUACGGCAGAUAGAGCUCUGCAAAUUGUCAACCGCAAAAAACAAACUGUAAGAUGCAUAGACGAAGCAACAAGUACAGUCUCCGUAGAUUAUCCAACGGAGGAAAUUAAUGAAGACGGAACAGUAUCGAUAAGGGACGAACCGUAUGAAGGCUCAACUGUUUUCUCUGGAAGUGCAACAUCUGCUCGGGCAUUUAUGAAUUUCACCAAGAGCGAAGGCAUAAACCUGACAGAUGAAGGAGUUGUUGAGACACUUUUGUCCCUGGCAAAGGAGAGAAAGCAAUCAGGAAAAAGAGGAGCCGCGACCAAGCUUAAAAGACUACUGCAGGCAAGUGAUGAAAUACAGCACCAUACAUCACAGCCAGAACAAAAAAAGGACAGAAGUGAUUCUAUAGCAGGUGACCAUGAAUAUGAAAAGAAAAGUGCUAAAAAAAAGAGGAAAACGUGUACACCCCUACCUGUUAAAUCGAAAGAACCAAAAUUACUAGACAUCAUAAAACUUAAUGAAAUGUCUGCAUUUGCCAAUGUAGCUAGUGAGCCCGAGUCAGAAUCUGAAAAAUCAAAGACACCACCCAAAGCCACAACUGUCAGCAGGACGGAAAGGACACCUUCAAAAGCAACACCUGUCGGCGGGACGAAAAAGACACCGUCCAAAGCCACUCCUGUAGGUGGGACCAAAAAGACACCGUCCAAAGCCACUCCUGUAGGUGGGACCAAAAAGACACCGUCCAAAGCCACUCCUGUAGGUGGGACCAAAAAGACACCGUCCAAAGCCACUCCUGUAGGUGGGACCAAAAAGACACCGUCCAAAGCCACUCCUGUAGGUGGGACCAAAAAGACACCGUCCAAAGCCACUCCUGUAGGUGGGACCAAAAAGACACCGUCCAAAGUCACUCCUGUAGGUGGGACCAAAAAGACAUUUACACCUCCCAAAGCUACACCUGUCGGCAGGACUGAAAAGACUCCUUCCAAAGCCACACCUGUCCGCGGGACCAAAAAGACUCCUUCCAAAGCCACACCUAUCCGCGAUACCCAAAAGACACCAUCCAUAAAAACAAGCCAUACAAAAACUAGACUAUUUGACACUUGCAUUAGGCCAAGAUCAGAAACAUGCACAUCAGAAGUUACUUCUGUAACAAUUACAAAUUCCAAGACUCCCUCCAAGAAAGCGUACUCAACAAAAAAGAUAGAAUUGGUUUUGGAUAGUCAACAGGAAACAUCACAAGCUGUGUUUUCUGGCCUUAGUGUUUUGAAUGACCAGGACCACAAUGGUUUCUCUUAUUCAGAAAUGCCAUCAGUUCAAUCGGCUUCUGGAAGUGAAAACCAGUACUAUGGCUACAACGCCAAUUAUUCAUGGGAUAACCCGAAGGAAUCACAAGAGGAUGUACAGCAUGAAAUAUCAAGUACCCCAGUGUAUCCAGUGCACAUGCCCAUGUCCCAGCAUUGUAAUCCGAUCACAGAUUACUUUAGAGAGUUGGACAACAACCAAAGAGUGACCUUGCUUGGGUUUCUGGAGCUACUGACAUUGCAAUUACGUCAACAGGGGGAAUCUAAUGGAAGAGAAAUAUUUGGGAACAACCAGCACUCCAUGAACUCGCCAAAUACUCAGGUUUUUGACAGGAAUCCAAGAUCAUCUGUCAAAUCUGCACAGAAAAGUGAAAUGAGACUCGUUCCCUUGAUCAUAGAUCCAGAUGACAAAGAUCACUUUGCUGAAAUUCUUGUGAAUCCAUCACAGUUAAGGGGCAUAGAGAACAAGGCUGGAUCCAUGAAAAAUCCAGCAUUGUACCUGUUGAAUAAAGUUCUGGACUUAGUAUUUUCAUUUGAAGAAAUGGCCGCCAGCAAAGGUGUUAGUUCCCUCCCUAUCAACAAGAGAGAGGCUAUACAAGAAUAUCUCCAUACAAGAUGCAGUGCAUUAAACUUUCAAGAACUAUCCCAGAAGAAGUACAUCACUGCUAUCCAGAACAAGAUUGGGAACCAUAGGUUAUCAAAACGAAAGAGUUGCAAGUAAGGGGAGCAGAGCAGAAAGGAAGAAAGAAGUCUGAGGGUGACGACAAACUAUAAGUAUUUGAGAAAUUCGACAGAAAUGUAUCGCUUUGUGUCCCCAGAUGUUGAAGAAGUAGUGUUGGGAAUCAGUUGAUAUUUCAACAUUGAUGGACAAACAUUUAUAAAUAUUUUGAUAAUUUGCAUUUAUUUCAUUCCUUCUAGCAGUUUCUACAAUGAAUUUAAGGAUUAAUCGGUUGGCAUACUAGUACGUACAUAAUGCUUAACAAAUGGGAUUUUUCUUUGGACAUUUUGUCUUAUGUCUAGCUGCCGCUCACUCGCAGUUUCUUAUCUUUCAUUCAUACCAUUUCAGAGUUACAGUCUUCACCGAUGAACAGUUAUCAUUAAUAUUUUAUAAUUAAUUAUGUCCCCCUAACAAAGUUGGGGGGCCAUAUUGUGUUUGUUUCAUUUCUUAUUAAAUUCUUCUUUAGCUUUCUUCUAUCUUUUCAUGGUGAACUUGUCCGGCAGUUUCCUCCUAAACUAUUGGACAGAUCCUUAUGAAACUUCACAUGAGUAUUGCUUGGGGGGCAGAAGGUGUGCAACGUGCAUGUCUUGGAACAAAACUCAAAAAUGGCUGCCAUUUCGUGGCCUCUGAUUGGUCGAAAUUUAGAUAUUGUUUGAUUUUGGUACAGAUUGGUAUAUGGGAUUGAGGGAAGCUGAUCAGAAUGGUACUACUUACAAAAUUGUCUGAGGUUUCUGGUUUUUUUUCCCCCCAAAUUUAGAUAUUGUUUGAUUUCGGUGAAAACUCUUCCAUUAUCAUUAUUUACGACCGUUGGGGUAGUUUGGGGGACAUUAAUUUAACGGUUGUCCUUACAAUUAGUACUUGUUAUAUUAAAUAACAUGAUUGGUAGUAAUUUAAUCUAAUACAGAACUGUCGUUCUCUUCUAGGUAGUACAUGAAGUGAAAGUGAACCUCAUAAUCAAUUAAUAAGAAUUGGUUGCCUUUCGAUUAGAUAUCAAAUAUGAUCGAUCAUCGGAACAACACUGUUAAACCAUGUUGCAAAAAUGUCCAUCUUGUUAAAUCGGUUCCUGUUAUGUAAUUGUCACUCUUGUAAUUAACAUUUAAUACUGGUUUAGGACCACUAUGCAUUUAAGGAAACCUUUUUUUCUGUUAUAAACAUUAUGUCUUUGGAUUGUUCUUACCUGUAGAAAUGGCAUAUUCCUUUGUAUAAAUUGUUUCUUUGUUCAAAUUCAUAUAAGAAGAAAAACGCAACUCCGGAAAUCCAAAUUUUAAAAAUUUAUUCAAAGAUUAAAAUACAAAACAUUAUGAUAUUUAUCCAUGCAGAAAUGUUUCAUAUCAUGUAAAAUUAAAUUUUUGACAAAAUAGAAUGUCUGUAACAGGCCUAGGACGGACAUGCAUGUUGUACCAUGGCCAGAAACUGUUGCAAUGGUAACAAAAAUGUGACUUUUUUUUCAGUUGUCCUGACUUAUGAUAUUGGUCUAAGAUAAUUACCAAAUAUGAAAAUCUAAAAAAUAUGUGCCAUGCUUUCGUAUUGAUUUCUCUUUUUUUUUUAAACUGAAAUUUAAGCUAGGCAUUUCUGUAGAGUAUCUCAAAUACUUGAGUAUGCCCAAAAAGGUGAAAGCUAUUUUGAAAGAAACACAUAUUGUCACCAGUGAUGUUUCUCUAUGUACUUCUUUUUGGAUACCAGAAAUUAAUAAAAUAAACACAUGCAAAUGAAAAAGAAGCAAUAUUCUGAGGUUAUCUUUAUUUAAAGUUGGAUAUGUUUUCUCAAUUAUUAGCCCAUCAUCAGAUUCAUUGUGGGCUAUUAUUCAAUUCACCUAUCAAUGUUAGUCACAAUACAGCAUAAUGUAACAAAACCAAGAAGAUUCAAGGGAAAAGAUCUGCUUGACUGCUUAAUGAAUGGAGUGACUGAUGGAGAUCAAACAAUG
This is a messenger RNA of Pecten maximus, 4117 nucleotides long. RefSeq names its product muscle M-line assembly protein unc-89-like. Lineage: Eukaryota; Metazoa; Mollusca; Bivalvia; Pectinida; Pectinidae. The record is from RefSeq and is a predicted model, not a curated record. Bases 157 to 2196 code for a protein of 679 amino acids. The transcript is spliced from 5 exons.